Chara braunii is the source of this 1170-nucleotide messenger RNA. The record is from the annotation of a GenBank genome assembly. NCBI's taxonomy places the organism in Eukaryota, Viridiplantae, Streptophyta, Charophyceae, Charales, Characeae.
GUAAUGGGUGGUACGAGGCGAAACAAUGAUUGAUUUUACUGGAGAACACUGUUGCUGAGAUGAAGAUUCGGCAUGAUGCCGAGAUUGAGAGAGAGAAGAUCAAGAAAGAGGAAGAAGAAAAGAAGAAGAGGGAACAAGAGGAUCAAGAACGGAGGGAACGAGAUCGGAAGGAGAGAGAAGAACAACAUAGCUUAAUGAUGGAAGGCAUGAACAAGAAACGAGAGAAGGUGUGUGAAACGAUGAACGGUAAGAAGAAAGAAGAGCCAACUCAUCCUGAUAUUGAAGCUAUGAAAAAGGAGAUUGAGCGCCUGAAGGCUACUAACCAGAAGGCGGUAGCUUCGACUUCCACCUCCAAAGCUAUGAUUGAGGGCGAGGAGCUGGUGCGACAACUGCUAAGGGAGCAGGAGUUGACGAAUCAUAAGCUUGAGGAGUCUAUCGUGACACAAAGGAGGUUGGAGUCGCUUGAGAAGGAGAUGUCAUUGAUGAGAACUAUGAGAGAUGAAGCCUUGAACGAGGUCGAAACAUGGAAGAACGAAGCCUUGCUGGAUGCCUUGAAGAACUUGUGGUUGACUGAGAUGAACGCGAGACGGGAGAAAGAACAAGAGAACGAGCGGCUGAAGGCAGCCAUGGCAGAAGAUGCUAACAUCAGAAGAGAGAAGGAGCUGGAGAACGAACGUCUGAAAGCUACGCUGGCGGAUCUGGAAGCAGCGCAACGUAUUCCCUGUACUAACCUGCGCCAAAGAAUGGAUGGGAUGGCUGCACGAUCUACAGGGAAGGGGAAGAAGAAGACCGUGACUGACCCAUCGUCGUCAAGAGUUAACGAGAAGCAAAAGUACAUCAAGGAUAUGAGGAAGGAUUUGGGGGGGAAGAAGAAAGAUGACAUCAUGGAGAUCUGUUUGGAGGAAGGACUGAAGUACACUACUCUGAAGCAGUCUGUUGCGGAUAUCAUCGCGCAACGGGUGAUGAAGGCCUUUCCCGAUGACGGAAAGACUGUGCACGAGAUUUCGGACGACAACGGUGGUGGCCCUUCCAAUGAAGAACCGCUGGCCGAGGGAGACGCUGCUACUUCGUGAAUUCUCCCCCGAGCGCGGCUAAGCUAUGGUCUUUUGCCUUAUCUUAUUCCAAAUUACGCUAUUCCUCCAGUCAAUGGUUGAGAAGCAUCAGGUUGAG